Gossypium raimondii (Peruvian cotton) is the source of this 1523-nucleotide messenger RNA. Its product is annotated as lipid phosphate phosphatase 2. Gene Ontology annotation, molecular function: phosphatidate phosphatase activity. The record is from RefSeq and is a predicted model, not a curated record. Bases 242 to 1309 code for a protein of 355 amino acids. The transcript has 9 exons. Lineage: Eukaryota; Viridiplantae; Streptophyta; Magnoliopsida; Malvales; Malvaceae. Gene Ontology annotation, biological process: phospholipid metabolic process.
AAACUAACCGUCACCCGCCCAUUUCUUUUCAUUUCCAAGCCAUCCCUUCCUCUCUCUCUCUCUCUCGGUUAAUGCUAUCUUUCUUGUUUUCCAUCAAGUGAAUAAUCGUUCUAAAAGAUUAUCAGGGCAGCAUUACUAUUACUGAUAUGUAGUAUACUAUACGGAAAUUCCAUGCAUUGUUGGUGUUUGAAUCUUUGAAUCUUUGAAUCUUUAAUCUCUGAGUUCCAUUUUCACACCGGUUAUGGCUUGGAGCAAACUCGGAUCGCUUUUCUCUUUUCUCAAAUUCCAGGGCAUUUUGCAGCGGCUGCGACAGCAGCAGCAGCAGCAGGGGCCACCGCAGUCGGAGAGAGCUAGGGAGGCGGCUAAGCGAGCCGAAUACCCGAUUAGAACAUAUGGAACGAAAGUGGCUUGGAACCAUUUACAUGAUUGGUUAAUAUUAAUGCUUCUGGUCAUCAUAGAAGUUGGUUUGUUUGUCAUCCAUCCAUUUUAUCGAUUUGUUGGAAAGGAUAUGAUGGGUGAUCUCAGGUAUCCAAUGAAAGACAACACUGUCCCACUGUGGGCUGUUCCUAUUUACUCGGUUUUGUUACCGAUCUGUGUGUCCAUCUUCUUCUAUUAUCGGAGGAAAGAUGUGUAUGAUCUUCACCACAGCGUUUUAGGCCUGUUGUUUGCUGUACUAAUUACUGCUGUUAUCACGGAUGCAAUCAAAGAUGCUGUCGGUCGGCCUCGACCAGAUUUUUUCUGGCGUUGCUUUCCCGACGGAAAAGAUGUUUAUGAUAAAUGGGGUAACGUUGUGUGUCAUGGAAACAAAGCGGACAUAAAGGAAGGACAUAAGAGCUUCCCAAGCGGUCAUGCAUCCUGGUCAUUUGCAGGGUUAGGUUAUCUGUCACUGUACUUAGCAGGAAAAAUCCAUACAUUUGAUCGCCAAGGACAUAUCGCCAAACUCUGCAUCACUGUUAUUCCUCUGCUCGCUGCAUCUCUUGUCGCCGUUUCUCGUGUUGAUGACUAUUGGCACCAUUGGAACGAUGUCUUCGCUGGUGGUUUUCUAGGCCUUGUCGUCUCUGCAUUUUGCUACCGUCAGUUCUUCCCAAACCCAUACGAUGAUGAUGGAUGGGGGCCUUAUGCUUAUUUUGAUGCACUGUUGGAGGAAUUGUCGGAUAACAAUGGAGAUGGGGCUGCUCAAACUACAAAUCAACUCACUGCACACCCAACCAUGGGGGUUCAUAUUGUAAAUCAAACACAAGGAUCAAAAGGUGAUUCAGAUUAUGGUCCAAGCUCAAGAUUAGAUGACAUAGAAUUAGGAAGAAGGUGAGAUCUCAUCUUUCCUGUCAUAAAAUUGGUUGGAUUCCACAUCUUAGAGAUUGUUCAAAUUAAAAGUGAGUUUAUAUACAUAUGUAUGUUAACUGUAAAUUUCAGAAUAGUUAAAAAAGGGGCUGUAAACUUACAAAAUGUCAGAUCUAAGUCUUGGACUCAUCAUAUGCCAUAUGGAACUAUGUGAAUUAUACAUUGUAUUAUUUUAAUUUCUA